Leptosia nina is the source of this 297-nucleotide messenger RNA. Lineage: Eukaryota; Metazoa; Arthropoda; Insecta; Lepidoptera; Pieridae. The record is from the annotation of a GenBank genome assembly.
AUGACUCAACGCGUAUUUGCCGGCGGGCCACCAGUAUUUGCCGGCGGGCCACCAGUAUUUGCCGGCGGGCCACCAGUAUUUGCCGGCGGGCCACCAGUAUUUGCCGGCGGGCCACCAGUAUUUGCCGGCGGGCCACCAGUAUUUGCCGGCGGGCCACCAGUAUUUGCCGGCGGGCCACCAGUAUUUGCCGGCGGGCCACCAGUAUUUGCCGGGGGCCACCAGUAUUUGCGCCGUAUUGCGGGACUUUGGGGCCACCAGUAUUUGCCGGGGGCCGCGGUCUGUGCACUUCUGCGCUAA